UGUUCCAAAACUAUAACCAAAGAAUCAUCACUACAUUGAUUCAAAAAUAUAAUUCGAACACCGAGAUGCAUUUUCCAAUUAUUCUUUCAAUUUUUAUUAUUUGUGCAUCUUUACAGAUAAAUGCAAAACCAAUAGAUUCUCAAAUCUUAGCUGAUCUGGUUAAAAAGAGCAAAGAACUUAAAAAUAAUUUCGCUCAAACUUUAGAGAAUCAAACGGCGAGAAGUGAUGUCAACUCAGAAGAUCUCAAAUUGAUAAAUGAAAUGUAUGAUCUUUCAGCAAGAGUCGAAGAAAUUAUUUCUAGUAAACUGGAAACGAAUCCAAAACCAGUAGAUGCCAAAGAGUUGGCAGAUUUGCUUGGUAAAAACGCUGAAAUUAAACGUGAUGCCGCAACAAAUGUACAAAAGAGAGUCGAUAAUCAUAAAACUACACCGAAAGACUGGGAACUGGUAGGUACGGUGUUGGAUCUGUCAAAAACAGUAAGAGAAGUUAUCGCUUUUGUAAUAGAAAGUCAAUUGGAUGCUCUGGAUACUCCCACACCAGAACCACAUGAUCCUAAGCGUGAUGUAGAACCGAUAGAUGAAGAUUACAUUCCUAUUGGAAGAGAACCUCCAAAAAAAUAUAGAUUAUAAAUGAAUGUUACUAGAUAUAACAAUGUAAUUCAAUAAAUAUUCAAGUAAAACCUUUUAUUCAAAAAUUA
Molecule: messenger RNA, 697 nt
Organism: Chelonus insularis
Lineage: Eukaryota; Metazoa; Arthropoda; Insecta; Hymenoptera; Braconidae
Exons: 7
Coding region: 66-629 (187 amino acids)
Source: RefSeq, a predicted model, not a curated record